Messenger RNA from Dromiciops gliroides (monito del monte), 3230 nucleotides. It is a transcript of the gene LIN52, whose product is annotated as lin-52 DREAM MuvB core complex component. Gene Ontology annotation, cellular component: DRM complex. Lineage: Eukaryota; Metazoa; Chordata; Mammalia; Microbiotheria; Microbiotheriidae. The coding region runs from base 42 to 392 and encodes 116 amino acids. The transcript is spliced from 6 exons. The record is from RefSeq and is a predicted model, not a curated record. Gene Ontology annotation, biological process: regulation of DNA-templated transcription.
GCGCCUCAUUUUCCCGCCGACGGUUAGGUCUAUCACGUGACAUGGGUCGGAAGAUGGCGUCUCCCACAGACGGGACCGACCUGGAAGCAUCCUUGUUGAGUUUCGAAAAACUUGAUCGAGCCUCACCAGACCUCUGGCCCGAACAAUUACCAGGUGUUGCUGAAUUUGCAGCAUCCUUCAAAAGUCCUAUCACCAGCUCUCCACCCAAAUGGAUGGCCGAAUUAGAACAUGAUGAUAUUGAUAUGCUGAAAGAGUUGGGCAGCCUCACCACAGCUAACCUAAUGGAGAAAGUACGAGGGCUACAGAAUCUAGCCUAUCAACUGGGAUUGGAUGAGUCUAGAGAGAUGACUCGGGGAAAAUUUCUCAACAUUCUGGAGAAACCCAAGAAAUAAGCCACAGCUUGUGAAUAAGAUAAAAUGGACUAUGAAUGUUCUUCCUUCCUUCCAGCACAGACCUCACAGCCCCGCACCGCUUCCUCAGGCCUGGGGUAUGUCGUCAGGAGCACACUUCUCUACUGCUUCUGUGGCUCUGCUUCUUGUUGAGGACAUUGGUUGGGAGAGAAGGAUCCGCUCUCCAUAAGGAUCAUCCAUAAGCAUUGAGACUUUGGCAUUGUAAGCCUCGAUCACCAGAAAGUCUUGUUUUAUUCUUCAGAGUGAAGUGCCACUUCUCUAUUUAUAGAGAUGAUGUAGCAUCUAUAUGGGGCCUUACCCUGCCUCCUUACGAUCCCUUCAUUGGUCCAGCUUAGUGAUAUCUCUGGUCUAAAUCAUACUAUUUGAAUUUGGUGCAUAUUGGGUGGGCCCUUUAGUCAUAUGGAUUUCUUAGACAGGUUGUCGAUGAGGAGAAAAGAUGACUCACUGGGAAUUUGGAAUUGGCCCAUAUAGGAUAUUAUUUCUAUCCUGAAAUAGCCUAGUAUGUCCUAGCUCCUAAGCAUUCACAUCCUGAGAAAUAGGAGUUUCCUAAAACAUCAUCUGAUCAGACAAUUCCUUACCUCUCAUUAUAGUUUUAUUUCCCAUUGUGGCACUUACUAUUUCUUCCAUUCUUGCUAAGGGGUAGCAGGAUAGGAGGGAGUGAUGGCUUGGUCCUUCUAGAGCUAGUUGUAAGGUGAAAGCUCUAUAAUGGGAACCUAAGCUAUCAUAUUAUGUCAUAAGAUAUCAUGGCUCCCUGGUAGUCUCUCAGUAUCAAACUACUAGAAGAGGCAAAGAAAAAAGAUUGCUCCUGGUUUAUGACUGGCUAUGGCAGGCAGUUCUGGCUCAGCUUAAUUCGGUGAGUCACAGCCUAAAGAUGGGAGAAAGUGAUGCUAUGAAAAGAGAACAAGUUAGAAGAGUCAGAAGGUCAGAGAGUAGAAACCCUCUUUAGCUUAAAGAAACGUGACUAUAUGGAGGGGCUAUAGCAUUAUCCUUGUAUCCAUAUUACUUCAUCUACAUUAAAACAUUUUGGCUAACAGAGAGAUCCUGGUUCAGAUGCAACUAUUCCAAAGCUCUGUAAUCACAUAUGUCACAGAGGAUAGGUUAAAACCCCAUAUGGGGAUUGAAAUAUCAAAUUUUCUCCCCCCCCCCCCAAAGUCUACAUUUUGCCAGUUCCCAUGUUUAUGAAAUAGAUGGAGAAUUAGAAUUUACCUAAAGUCCAAUGGAAUAUGACCAGCCCAAACAUUUGUUUGGUGUUAACAAACUGUCCUUCUUUGAAGGUAGAAAGACUUUCUAGUGUUCUUUGGUCUUAAUUGUCGUGGUGAGCAAAAUUUUCUCAGUUCAUCUGAGAAGAUGCCAUUUAUAAAACUUCUCGAUCAGUACUUUUAUGAUGCUUGUGCCCUAUUUGCUGUAGUAGAAUUACUAUUGGGUUUUCUCUCCAAUAAGGUUAAAUUACUUAAAAUAAUUCCACCAAGUAAGAGGAGAAAGAAAAUUAAAGAAAAAUUAGGAAUGAGGAGAAUGUUCUGUUUGGUUGCUAGUUAGAUUUGGUUUAGAAAAUUAAACCAUUUGAAGUUUCAUUUUUAAGUUAAAUAUAUUGCUGGCAUUCCUUUAUUUCACUAAAUGCGGUUGAGCUCUGUACAUAUUAUAUAUAUAUAUAUAUGUAUAUGCAAUCUAGCUGUGUGUGUGUGUGUGUGUGUGUGUGUGUGUGUGUGUGUGUGUGUGUGUGUGUGUGGCCCCCAAAUAAUGAUCUUAAUGUUAUAUUUUUCUUUUGCUGGGUAUUUUGGAGAAUUGAUAACAAGCACAUUGAGUGCUAUGGGAAAUUAAACAUGAGUAAUAUUGGAACAUAAACCUAGAACUCAUGUCUACAAUCAAACUAUGUCAUUGGUUCCCUGGGCCACUUUUGGUUGUCUUACCUUAGCUUCUUGUUCAUAGCACUUAAUUGUUCUCAGCAGUGCAGCAAAGUAGAUGCUUUUAAAUUGCAAUAUUUAUUGGUUUUGUUACCCUUAGAAAUGUUGAUGUAUUUUUAUAUUGAUAAUAUAAGUUUAUGUACAGUGUACGUAUGUAUGUACUUUACUUGUGGGCAGAUUAUUAUUUGUAUAUGGUGGUUGCUGUCAUAAUAAAUGUGUCUCAUUUUAUAGCAGGGCAUGGAAUUUUUCUAAAAGUUUCAAGUUACAUAUUUAAACCCUAGCCAUCAUUGGAAAGCUCUGCAUUUAAUAGUAAAGAACCCAGUUAUUGUAUUGGGGUAUGUUAAGUAUCUAGAAAUGGCUUGAAGCUCCUUGGAGAAUUCAGCUGUUCUUUAAAUACUAUAUGGUGGAAUUUUAAAUAGACUGUUUUAAAACAAAUAAUCCAGGGAUGGGUAUCCUCAUUCAUUGGCAUACUGCUAAAUAAUAGUCAAUGGCAAAUUGAAAUUAAACCCUGUUUUUUCAUCCUGGAUUAGUAUUGAUUUGCACAGGAGGCCCCUGUAGUAUUUUUCUGGAUUCUUUUCAACAUUAGUACCUAGGUCUGGCCCUAGGCAAAAUUGUGAAGUAGAUGAUUUGUCUUUGGCACCCAUGAGCCCUUCCCUUUCAGCACCUUUCACUUUCCCUAAGUGCUUAUCCUACUGUUCCCUGGCUACCCAGAGAGCCCUAUCUGAUUACUGUCCCACCUAGGCCUGCCCUCCCCAGGCACCCACACUAUAUUUGUCAUUUGUCGACUUGUCAUUGCCCCUAUGAGACUGUAAAAACUCCUUGAGGUCAGGGAUUAUAUUGUGUUUCAUCUUUGUAUUCUAGUGCAUAGCACAGUGCACCAGACAUUAAGAAGCGUUUAAUAAAUGUUUAUUGAACUGAA